AUGUCUGCCUCCUCGUCCACCGCCUCCCCCUCCCGCCCCACCGUCCUCGGCCUCUUCACCCGCCCGGCCACACCCGAGCUCGAUAUCGAGGCCCAGCUCCCUCAGCCGGCCCCCGCACGCAUCCACUCGACUCGCGCCAACGCGUCCAUCGACGAGACCGCGUCCAACGCGGUCGACGACUUCUUCGGGGCUUCGAGCUCGCGCGGCACACGCGACAGCCGGCACGACGAUGCGCGUGCCGCUACCCCCAUCGACGUUGAGGCCCUCGCGCCUCCGCCGUACGAGUGCUCGAUCGAGCCUCCUGCGUACACGACCGUGUCGGACCAGCCUACAUUGGCUAUGUACCUGUUCAAGUUUGGCUUCUUGUUCCCCCUCUUUUGGGUCGUAGGCGCAUUCAUCCUCCUCUCGCCGCUGCAGGCACCCUCGGACUGGGAGACCUCGAAGCCGGAGUACGAGCGGCAGGAGAUCAUCGAGUCGAUGCGCCGGACGGAGAUCAAAUGGGCGAAGCGGUGCCUCUACGCGCUCCUCGUCUCCAUCCUCCUCUUCGCCGCCAUCGCCGUCACCGCCUUCUUCGUCCUGCGCACGUGAGCCGCGCUCUCCGCUCCUGUUCCCCAUCUUCGCGCCUCCGCGCCCCCUCCUUCAAGACUCAAGACAAGCCGCAUAUACGCGCACCCAAUACUAAACCUCACACACCCACAACGGCAUUAAAACUCGCCGCUACAUUCAAACGCUAAACGAAACGACCUCCC
Messenger RNA from Trametes versicolor FP-101664 SS1, 749 nucleotides. RefSeq lists its product as uncharacterized. The coding region runs from base 1 to 588 and encodes 195 amino acids. NCBI's taxonomy places the organism in Eukaryota, Fungi, Basidiomycota, Agaricomycetes, Polyporales, Polyporaceae. The transcript has 2 exons. The record is from RefSeq and is a predicted model, not a curated record.